UUGGGGGAACGGCAGAAAGCAGCUAUCCGUUUACACUACUUUGCUCUAGCAGCUAUCUUAAUGAUUGCAAGUGCGGCGGACAUCAAGCAGGAGAAUGGGAUGGAAAGCGCCUCGGAAGGACAGGAGGCGCACCGAGAAGUGGCGGGGGGCGCGGCGGCUGGGCUGAGCCCCCCGGCUCCAGCUCCUUUCCCCCUGGAGCCGGGGGACGCCGCGGCUGCCUCCAGGGUAAGCCGGGAGGAAGGGGUAGCGGCGACCGGAGCGGCAGAUCAGGUACAACUCCACUCGGAACUUCUGGGCAGGCACCAGCACGCAGCCGCCGCGCAGCCCCCGCUGGCCUUCUCGCCGGACCAUGUCGCCUGCGUGUGCGAGGCGUUGCAGCAGGGGGGCAACCUGGACCGCCUGGCCCGGUUCCUUUGGUCCCUGCCCCAGAGCGACCUGCUACGUGGCAACGAGAGCCUGCUGAAGGCGCGAGCGCUCGUGGCCUUCCACCAGGGCAUCUACCCUGAGUUGUACAGCAUCCUCGAGAGUCACAGCUUCGAGUCGGCCAACCAUCCGCUGCUGCAGCAGCUCUGGUACAAGGCGCGCUACACCGAGGCCGAGCGAGCGCGCGGCCGGCCGCUGGGCGCCGUGGACAAGUACCGGCUGCGCAGGAAAUUCCCCUUGCCCCGCACCAUCUGGGACGGCGAGGAGACGGUGUAUUGUUUCAAGGAGAAGUCGCGCAACGCGCUCAAGGAGCUCUACAAGCAGAAUCGCUACCCCUCGCCGGCCGAGAAGCGGCACCUGGCCAAGAUCACCGGCCUCUCCCUCACUCAGGUCAGCAACUGGUUCAAGAACCGGCGGCAGCGUGACCGAAACCCCUCCGAGACCCAGUCCAAAAGCGAAUCAGAUGGCAACCCCAGCACUGAAGAUGAAUCCAGCAAAGGACACGAGGAUCUGUCUCCUCACCCACUUUCAGGUGCAUCUGAUGGCGUCACCAGCCUCAGCCUUUCGAACCACAUGGAGCCAGUAUAUAUGCAACAAAUUGGAAAUGCUAAGAUAUCAUUAAGCUCGUCUGGAGUUUUGUUGAACGGAAGCUUAGUACCUGCAAGUACUUCACCUGUCUUCCUUAAUGGCAAUUCCUUUAUUCAGGGACACAAUGGAGUUAUCCUUAAUGGACUGAAUGUGGGAAAUACACAGACAGUGUCACUGAACCCACCCAAAAUGUCUUCAAAUAUUGUGGGCAAUGGCAUAGCCAUGACAGAUAUCCUGGGAUCUACCUCCCAGGAUGUGAAAGAAUUCAAAGUCCUCCAGAGUUCUGCUGUGAACUCAGCAGCCACCACCUCCUACAGCCCUAGUGCCGCUGUGUCAUUCCCAGGGCUGAUACCCUGCACUGAAGUGAAAAGGGAAGGCGUUCAGACAGUGGCCUCCCAGGAUGGCGGCUCUGUAGUGACGUUUACUACACCGGUGCAAAUUAACCAGUAUGGCAUUGUCCAGAUCCCUAAUUCUGGAGCGAACGGCCAGUUCCUUAACGGCAGCAUUGGAUUCUCUCCACUGCAGCUGCCUCCUGUCUCAGUAGCAGCUUCACAAGGUAAUCUUUCAGUAACUCCAAGCACUUCGGAUGGAAGCACAUUUACAAGUGAGACAGGCACAGUCCAGCAUGGUAAACUUUUCCUGAGCCCUCUCACCCCCAGUGCCGUGGUAUACACUGUUCCUAAUUCAGGCCAGACUGUAGGAGCUGUGAAACAGGAAGGCUUAGAAAGAGGCCUGGUUUUUUCUCAGUUGAUGCCUGUCAAUCACAAUGCACAAGUAAAUGCAAGCCUGUCUUCGGAAAAUCUCUCUGGGAGCGGCCUCCAUCCACUGACCUCUUCGUUGGUUAAUGUGUCCACCACCCACGGUUUUUCCCUGACCCCCCCUACACUACUUAAUCCCGCUGAGCUAAACCCUGACCUUGCCGAGAGCCAGCCAGUGUCUGCACCUGUGGCAAGCAAAUGUACUGUGUCAUCUGUCAGCAACACUAACUAUGCAACCCUUCAGAACUGUUCCCUUAUUCCUGGUCAAGACCUAUUGUCCAGCCCGAUGACCCAGGCUGCCCUGGGGGAGAUAGUUCCCACAGCUGAAGAGCAGGUGAGUCACGACCCACCAGCAGUCCACCAGGAUUUUGUCAGAGAACAGCGCUUGGUUCUGCAGUCAGUAGCUAACAUAAAAGAGAAUUUCUUACAGAAUUCUGAGAACAAAGCAACAAACAACUUAAUGAUGCUGGACUCGAAAUCCAAGUACGUGCUGGACGGCAUGGUUGAACCUGGCUGUGAAGACCUGGGAACAGACAAAAAAGAGCUGGCCAAGCUCCAAACUGUCCAGUUGGAUGAAGAUAUGCAGGACUUGUAAGCCUGACUCACUCCACGCAUCCCCACCAUCUCUGCUUUAACAGGAGCAAAUCCUUUUCUUUGUAAAGCCCCGAAGAUGGAGAGCUUCUCCUCAUUUAGAGGAAAACGCUGUACUUCUGCAAGCAAGAGCAUUCGGGUUGAGCUACAUGAGGAGCCUUGUUACAUAUAUGGGAGGGGAACUGCAUUGCUGAAGCCUUUCUGGUCACAUCAUGCUUGCUUAGAAGCAGCUGGGGGCAAGGCAACACGUGAAUGCAUCAAACCAUCAUCUCUCAUUUAGUCAGCAGCAUAACUCUACAGGCGAUGUGGGACGUGGCAGUAUUUCAGAUUUAAAAUGUAUACACCUAAUUUAGGAAAUUAAAUAAUAGCUCCAGGCUGUUAGAAGCAAUGCAGUUGGUUUUUUUUUUGUUUGUUUGUGUUUGUAUACUUUUACUCCGUGGGCAUUGAGAUGGUUAAGAAACAAUGGUACUCUAGACUAUAUCAUAAGGGUAUAUUUUUCAAAUUAUGUAGCUUGUGUGUGUGUAUGUGUGUGUGUGUUUGUGUGUAUGUACACACAUUCAUCAUUCUCAGCAUUUUGGGGAAAGGCUUGGUUUUAAGUCUCUACGUGUUUCCAAAUGUGAUUGCUAAGAGUCAAAUGUGGCAGAGAAAGUUUGAAACGCCACUGAACUCUGAUACGACUUGGGUACGAAUGUAAAUACAGGUCUCUAAGCAAGAUCUGAGUAAGUACAGUUAGUUUUUAUUUAUACCGCGUAUGUCUCUCUUCAGGCUCUGUGAACUGAAAAGAAAAUGUCUUUUUACUGUUUAAUUUAUAUUUAUUGUUUGAGCAGGAAUAGAACAUCUUUGUUUCCAACCAAGUUUUUGGAUUUUUUUGUUUUGUUUUGUUUUUUUGUAACUUUUAUCAAGAGUUUAUUGAGGUCAAUGUUAACACUGAAACAGGAACUGCUAACCCCCAGGACUGGAGCCUUGUCACUUCCUUCUUACUUUAGCAACUUUGAUUCAUUUAAAUAUGUUUUCUAGAGCCUCCUAUGUGCCUUUUUACCUUGUGGCCUUUUUAUUACUAGUCGGGUACAGAAGUGUCAACAGCAGUGUUGACGGUUCUUUUGUACCGACAGACAGGGUUAAGUUUACCACAGAACCCUUUAUGCAGGACUUCCGUUUCACUAAGUAUCGUGCGUAAGGUUUGUCAUGCAAAUGGAUAGACAAAUAUUGUUGACGCUUUUCAUUACAAUGAAAGUAAAAAAUUAUAGAAGACCGUGAAACAGCAAUUCUGCAGGCAAUGAAAACAACCAUUUUUCUUCUGUUUUGGUUUUAGAUUUUUUGAGACAGGUUUUUUCCAUUUAACAGAGAUACUGUUACUGGCUGUCCUGGAACUCACUUUGUAGACCAGGCUGGCCUCAAACUCAUAAAGAUCCACCUGCCUCUGCCUCCCAUGUGCUGGGAUUCUAGGUGUGGGCCACCACUACCCAGCUUGAAAACAACCAUUUUAAAGUAAACAAAAUACAUGUAAAUUGUCCUAAUGAAAAUCUGUCUAAUUGAAGCUUCAUUCCAGUCUUUUGAAUUGGUUGGUAUACUGUAACGUAGGACUGUUGCCUGUCCUAUUUAAUCAAUCCUUCGGGUUUCUGUAGGAAAUUCUGUUUAUAAGUUUUAACAGGACUCUGCAUCUAUGAUAUAACAAUGCAAUGCCUUCAUGCUAUUAGUCCAGGGCAUCUCUGAUUUCAGAAAGAAAGAAGGCAGUCUUUUCCAAAGUGACUGUUCGCUUGUUAAGCAUAAAGAUAGUACCGCUCCUUGUUUUCCUUAAGAAGGUGGAAGGGACUGCUUGGUUUCUAACCAACCUCAUCAUCUGAGCCUGCUGAAUAAGGAUCACUGGUGUUUUAGCAUUUGUUGUCACUACAAAGGGAACUUUCAGUCAAGCUAAAGAGCCCUAUAAAGAAUUCUUUGCCCAUCAUUUUGAUAAAGAACCUAAAUCCCAUUUUUGUGAAGUUGGUGAAUGUCCCUCGAUUGCUGAAAUACGGAAUUUGGGCCAGAGGUUGUUUGUUUGUUUGUUUGUUUGUUUUGGGAGUUUUUGUUUGGUUUUCCCGAAGCUGGCUGCUUCAGUGUGGUUUCCACUCUGACGCUACUCCUGCAGCUUGGCUGCCCCCACCUCCUUCCCGGUUAAUGUACUGAUCAUAUUAAUGUGAUUAGCAUCAUGGUCUUGUAGUAUAGUUUACAUAAAAAUGAUAUUUUUCACUAGAUUGUUGCAGAUAUCAAGAGGUCAUUAUUUUAAAAUACCUAUCUAGUAAGGGAAGCGGGAAAGUCAAAACAUUAUAUAAGACAGGUGUGUUUGGGUGCUUGUGUGUGUGUGUGUGUGUGUGUGUGUGUGUGUGUGUAUGAUGGGAAACUUCUAUAUAUCUGACAAAAAUAUCUUUUUUUAUUCCAAGUUCUUCCUCUUUUUCUCCUUAUGAGAAAGAAAAGAUAGCACAAAACUAAGUACUUACCUAGGAAACAUAUUCAUAUUCCAACAUGAUGAGCAUCUGGUCCUACAAAUACCCCAGAUAGCUAUACAAUCCACCAGGUAAGAAUCAGUGUACAUUGUAAGAACUUACUGUUCUAUUCAAUUUGUUCAGUAAAAUAAGGCCAGUUGAUACGCAGCCCGGGUAUGUGUGGAUGGAAUAUGCUAAACCCCGAGAUCUCCUUGCACAGAAUUGCAAAUGACUUUUUCCCCAACACCAAGAGCCAGCCUCAGAGCCCUUGGAAUUCAUGUGACAGAAUAUCCUUCUUACAUAAAUCAAUGCUUGAAGAUGCUGCAAAGGAUCCUCUAGUGAUUCCUGACGAGGAAUCAGAAUAGAGGUAAAUAACCCCCAAAAAACCCAACCCCUGCUGCUGGCUGUGAGAUUUCCUGGUGCCAGCUUAUCUAUGCACUCUGUAGCCAGAAUUGGCAUUCAGCUCUUAGCUACAUCUAAUAGAGAAGAUGGUCUUGCAUUCAAAGGAGGUUCAUUUCCCCUCUCAGACAAACAAAAGCACCUGUGUUGUACUACGUAAAUAUCUCAUGUAGAUUAAUAGUGAAGACUUAAUACGUGCUCUGGUGCCUUUCUUGUGUUGUGAAAGGCAAGUAGAUGUUGUAGCCAUAGGUUUUUUUUUUUAAAUCCAUAGUUGAAUUGCACACUGACCUUAACUCUGUAUGUACCCUUGUUAUUCUGCAUGUUAAAGCUGGAAUUAUUGGGCAUGUAUGGCAGACUACCCUGCUACAUCCUCAAUAUGUGAACAUUAGUGCAUAAACUCGAGUCCUUCUUUCUCACAUGUUUUUGACAGAUCAUCUCAUAAAAAUAAUUCAGGAAAUCUGUGGGAAAAUAAUUAUGUUUUACAAGAGCCAUUUCAAAGUCUUCCUAAAACUUGGAUGAUAGGACCUAAUGGUUAUUUUGUGUCUAAUUGAGACAUUUCAAUUUAAUUAGAUAUUACCACCAUAUGUUUUAUUAAUCCAAAUUAUAUUGCAUGUGACUCUUCCGACUUUCAGGGUUUCUCAAAAAAAAAUGUAUCAUUUUGUUGCAUGUACUGUAUGUUCCUAGGCAAUCAGUUGCAUACUCAAUAUGGUUUUACUGUGCCUUACAUGAAGAGAAACUAUACAGAAUGUAUGACAUGGGGUGGGGAACAGAGCCUCUACUGCACUGUUAGGUGAUAGCACACAGCAUGUCCCAGAACAUUUCUGUGCUUAAUUACCCAACCAAAGAGAUCUAAAGUAUGUAUGUUGUACUGUAAUGGGGGGUUAUGCCUGGACAAUUUAAGUGUUUUAUUUGUUUUCUGAAAUGAUGUGAACUUAU
Molecule: messenger RNA, 6154 nt
Organism: Apodemus sylvaticus (European woodmouse)
Lineage: Eukaryota; Metazoa; Chordata; Mammalia; Rodentia; Muridae
Gene: Six4
Product: SIX homeobox 4
Exons: 4
Coding region: 61-2364 (767 amino acids)
Biological process (GO): regulation of transcription by RNA polymerase II
Cellular component (GO): transcription regulator complex; nucleus
Molecular function (GO): DNA-binding transcription factor activity, RNA polymerase II-specific; RNA polymerase II cis-regulatory region sequence-specific DNA binding
Source: RefSeq, a predicted model, not a curated record